This is a messenger RNA of Oncorhynchus nerka (sockeye salmon), 874 nucleotides long. Its product is annotated as C-X-C motif chemokine 11-like. The coding region runs from base 143 to 472 and encodes 109 amino acids. Gene Ontology annotation, molecular function: chemokine activity. Gene Ontology annotation, biological process: immune response. The record is from RefSeq and is a predicted model, not a curated record. NCBI's taxonomy places the organism in Eukaryota, Metazoa, Chordata, Actinopteri, Salmoniformes, Salmonidae. The transcript has 4 exons. Gene Ontology annotation, cellular component: extracellular region.
GGAUUUGGGAAAACCCUCUGCCGGCAGUUUAUAAAAAGGACAAUGGAUCCCAAUAGUUCUUCACUUUUCACUUUCACUUCAAGUGGAUCUUACUGCCUCUUGACUCCUCACCUCACCCCAUCUCUCGCUACUUAUAUUCACGAUGGCCUUCACGCCAAAAGCCUGCAGUCUUUUCCUGGUGGUUUUGCUGGGAGUUUGUAUACAGCUCAACGGAGCUCAACACGUCCCAGGUGCCAGAUGCAAAUGCCCAGGAACCAUUAUGCACACUCAGGAAAUCAUUGAUGACUUUGAAAUCAUUGAAAAGACCCAUUACUGCGACACUACUGAAAUCAUUGUUACACUGGCGGAAGAUGGAGCCAGAAGGUGCCUGAACCCCGCUGGAAGGAAGGCCAUGUUUUUCGUCAACUGCUGGAACAGAAUAAACAAGGACGACAAGCAAAAGAAGAGGUGUCUUAAGAGAAAAGCAGAGUGAACAUAACGGAGGAGGGGAGAAGGAAAGGACGACAAGCAAAAGAAGAGGUGUCUUAAGAGAAAAGCAGAGUGAACAUAACGGAGGAGGGGAGAAGGAAAACCCAACGGCUGGAUUUUCCCAGAAGUCAUGUGACCAAACACACACAAGAAGAAUGUUGAGGGCUGACACUGCACUUUAGAGAAAGAGAGAGAGCGGGGGAGAGAGAGGGGGAUUUUCGAUUUCCUUCGUGAUUUUGUGGUACAGCACUAUAUACAAGUAUACAACACUAAUUGUGAGAGAUUUAAAGAUAUCAUAAGUUAAAACUGUUUAUUUAUUUUUCUAUUUGUUAUUUAAAUAUGUGUAUAUUAAUGAACAGAUAAAUAUGAUUUUGAUACAACUGAAAUAAAAAUGUUUUUGAUACAA